Spirometra erinaceieuropaei is the source of this 3677-nucleotide messenger RNA. NCBI's taxonomy places the organism in Eukaryota, Metazoa, Platyhelminthes, Cestoda, Diphyllobothriidea, Diphyllobothriidae. The record is from the annotation of a GenBank genome assembly.
AUGGCAGAGGAGAAGGGCGGGGAAAAGGCGCGAAGGAGCAGAAAGCGGCAGGUCUUCCAGUCAGUGGGUCAGUAGCUUGUUUAGUACUUGUGGGGGUUACAGACGGAGCCUCAUCUGGGAGGUGGCGAUGCGGUGAUUUGUACGGCUGGCGGAGGUGGGUGGGGAGCAUAAUUAUCGUGCUUGGAGAUGCACACGCGGAUAACCUCACCUGGUUUAGCCCGCCGGUCGAAGCAAUUAUCGGUGGCCGCUAGGCACAACCUAGCUUCGGGGAGCCACAUGCGGGAGUUUGGCGCCAGUUAAUGGACGUCAGGAGUGGUCGACAAGUGCAAGCAAGUGAGCGACCUACUGAAAUCAUCACGUGGACCCACAAGUGGAUACCCCUACAUCCCACAUACAUACAUGCAUAUAUACAUGCAUGCACUUGUGAUGCACUGCGGGUUAGGCCACGUUACGAAUGUGUAACAGAAGCUGUUAUGACAAAUAGUGUGCCCGUCGCAAACAUUGAGGACUGCCAGUAUCUGGAGUGAGAAAGGGGACGAUGAUUAUUUGCCUUUUUAUGACGAAGCAUACUUGAGAUGACUCAUCUCACACCCAGCAAAUUCCACUGACAAACAAAUCCAAGACUAUUCAGGAAGGGCGUGGGCGCAGUGGUUUGCAAAGCCAUACAACCCAGUACUCAACCUGUUAAACAAUUUCACACGAACCUGGAUUCAGUGAACAAGGAAAUUCUCGUGCUCUACGAAAAAUGCGGUUUGAGGUCAGGGGUUUAUUGGUAUGGCUUGUUCCAGUCUGUCCCUCCAUUCCCAUUAGUCAUGUUAUCCCACCAACUAAGAAAAUUUAAAUGCAUCCUAACCAUUUCACGGUGCGCUUGCCUGCUACUGGCGAAGAAAUACUGUUUGAUCUGAUCUGAAACGACUUCAAUCUCUUGUCUCCCCUAGAUUCUAUUGCCUUGUCCUAAACGAACCGACCGUGGACAAAAUCGGGAUCAGUAGCUCACCCGUUGUGAGUCUCCGUCCGGCGUGUGUCAACGCAAAUCUACGAAAAACAUUAGCACUGGCGCAGAUUCAGUGCAACUCGACUAACAAAGGUCACGCGAUACAAGCCUUGCUCUGACGUUACAGAUGGAUAGCCUGUCUAUGAGGAACUCUCAGAACUAGGGUUUUUAACGUGAAUAAUAAAAGAGUGUUUGCAUGGUAGAUAGUACGCAUGCAAGCUACAGGAACGAAAAUUCAUAAAAUAAUAGCGCCUAGGAAAGAAGUCGGAAUAAUUGUAUGCUCCCUUCGAUGGACUCAUUAACAUUUAACCGAAAGAAUUGUGUAAUCUUGGUCAUAUAUUCAUAUUCAAAUGAAACGGCGGCGUACAUGCGACUCUUUCCAAGCACUAUGGCAUCAGAAUACUUCUGGAAAAGCACCUAGUGUUUAUGACCGUGUUCGUGAUGCCACGUAGUUUGCUACUUAUUUGAUUUAGGUAGGCAUGUAAUACUGCUAGUUAGAAUAAGGUCAGUUGGUCUUCAGGUUACUGUACGUGUUGCUGGGGUGUGACGGUAUCCGGCGGUGGGUCCACGUGACGGUCGUAGUAGGUCGUUCGCUUGCUUGCACGUGUAGACUACACCUAGCGUCCAUUUGCUGGCACCAAACUCCCACAUGUGGCUCUCCGAAGCUCGGUUGUGCCUAGCGGCCACACCCCGGCAACCGCCUCGAUCGGCGGGCUAAACCAGGUGAGGGUAUCCGUGUGUGCAUAUCCGCACGCGGUAAUCUUUGCUCCGCUGGAAGGCAUUGGCAUCACCCUGAUGUGGCUGCAUCUGGAACACGGUAGGAGGCCACAAGGUAAGCGAGCCCCCAGGUAAGCGAACGUUGCUCUGAUGCCUUGGCUUUUGAUUGUUCUUGUCUGCUUGCUCUCUGUACGCUUGUAUGCGCUUGUCCUUGUUGAAAGCUAAAUGCUGCUCUGUCAAAUUUCCUGUGCUGCCUUUUUGCUGUUCUUGCCUACCUGCUUUUUGUCUGCUUGUUUGUGUCUGUCCUUAUUGUUAGCUAAAUGUCAUUCUUUUGAAUUUGUUUACAUUUCAGCAGCCAGCUAGCUCAGACAGGGACGGGCGAAAUCUGCAUCCCGUCUCUCUACUCUCUCCUCUCCCCCUCCAAGCUUACGGCGAUGUCGUAGGCAGUCUCAGGCUAACUCGGGUCGCUCUCCCACUAAACAAAGGUCGUGACCCAUAGUGGAGUUCGGCAGCCGUCUGAGAAAACUGAGCAGUCCUAUUUAGGGAGACCACUGCCCACGCCCGAGAGGAGUAAGUGGCUAGAAAAGGUGCCAUAAACAAAUGCCGAGGACCCACGCCGUCUGUAGGCAGACCACGGCCGCAGACGCAAAACACACGGUCGAAACAAUCAAGAUCGAAACAACGCUCUCUCUCUUCCCCCUCACCCUCCUCCCCACCGUCCCACUUGCCAGACUGGUAGGGUGAGUCCGAUCACUCUGGCAGCCUGGAAUGUUCGUUCCAUUCUAGACAACCAGAAGAGCAACCGGUCGGGAAGAAGGACGGCGCUAGUGCCUCGGCAACUAGCGCGAUACAAGGUGGACAUUACUGCACUCAGCGAGACCCGCUUCUCCGAACAAGGCCAAUUGGAGGAGGUUGGCGUCGGCUACACCUUCUGGAGCGGUCGUCCCAAAGCAGCACGACCGGACGCAGGCGUCACCUUUGCCAUCCGGAACGACAUCGUGGGAAGACUGCCCUGUCUUCCACAGGGCAUCAACGAUCGCCGGAUGAGCCUCCGCCUGCUUCUUCGGGGAGGCAAAUUUGCCACCAUCAUUAGCGUCUACGCUCCCUCGGUGACCAGCCCUGACGAUGCAAGGAACAAAUUCUACGAGGACCUGCACGCCCUCCUGGCGACCGCACCGAAGGCGGACAAGUUGGUAGUGCUUGAUGACUUCAACGCCCGCGUCGGCUCAGACCAUGAUGCCCGGAGAGGAGUGCUGGGUCCGCAUGGUCUCGGCGGCUCCAAUGCCGAUGGCCUGCUCCUCUUCAAACCUGCGCAGAAAACCAGCUCACCCUGGUCCACACCCACUUCCGCCUCCCGAUGCGAGAAGAGGCCAUCUGGAUGCACCCUCGGUCCGGACGUUGGCACGCGUUGGACUAUGUCCUCGUCCGGAGGCGAGACCGACGGGCCGAUGGGUUGACUGACCAUUGCUUUGUCAUCUCUAAGAUGCGGAUUCGCCUACAGUCUCACAGGAGAACUCAAGGUUAGCGAUACCCGGGUAAGCUGAAAAUUGCUUUGUUGUCUUUUUCUGCUCACCAUCUCCAUUUCAACAACCAGCUAGUUCAACGGCUAGCCAACUUUCCAGUCUCCGCUGCUGCCUCCGCCACCGCCGCCGCUGCUGACGAGAACGCCUCCAUGAAGAACCGAUAUUUUCAGUUGCGAGACACAGUCCAGUCGACGGUCCUGGUUGUCCUCGUUCAAGCAAGACACCAACAUUCGGACUGGUUUGAUGACAACGACGCUGCCAUCAGCAACCUGCUCGCAGGGGAAAACCGCCUUCACAAAGCCUACGUCACCCGUCUCACCGACGACAACAGAGCAGCCUUCUACCGUAGUCGCCGCCUAGUGCAACAGCGGCUGCGGGAAAUGCAGGACGCCUGGACGGCUCGCAAAGCCGAGGAGGUCCAAGGUUACAUGGACAGCAACUAA